Messenger RNA from Anneissia japonica, 2140 nucleotides. Its product is annotated as 28S ribosomal protein S22, mitochondrial-like. Gene Ontology annotation, cellular component: mitochondrial small ribosomal subunit. The record is from RefSeq and is a predicted model, not a curated record. Lineage: Eukaryota; Metazoa; Echinodermata; Crinoidea; Comatulida; Comatulidae. Gene Ontology annotation, molecular function: structural constituent of ribosome.
GUUUUCAAGAUGAAAAAAUCCAAGAAAUCCUGAAAAAAAUCACAGGAAUGCAGUUGGAAAAAAUAUUUAAACCAGCAACAGAGAAAUUAGAACCACCAAAGUACAAACUAUUAAGCCAAGAGAAACUUCAAGAGUUUAGAGAAAUUGCAAUGAGGGCAGCAGAGGAGAGGCUUCAGAUGCCCCCUGUGUUGGAGGAACGGAAGGAAGAUGAUACGGUAAUUGUGAAAAACCCAGAACUAAGAGGGUUAGAGACUUCCAAGUAUAUUUUCACUGAUAUUACAGUGGGAAUCAAUGACCGGGAGCGUUUCAUUGUGGUGAGGGAGCCCGAUGGAACAUUACGCAAGGCAAAAUGGGAAGAGAGGGACAGGCUCACACAAAUAUAUUUUCCAAGACAAGGCCGUGCUCUUGUGGCGCCAACUUUGUUUGAAAACCUGCAGAAUUUCUUUACCAGUGACAGGCAUGAAGAACUGUUGGAUCUAACCUGUGUACAGUUUGAACCGGAUGACAAGAAUUUCAUUAGAGUUCACAAAAGUGUUUAUGAAGAUAUUGGGAAUACAUGGAAAUAUGACUUACUUAGAUCAACACGGCACUUUGGCGGCAUGGCAUAUUAUUUCACUCUCAAUAAACGGAUAGAUGGACUUUUAACAGACAUGAUUGAAAGAGAUUUAAUUGAAGAUGCUAUAGAACUUGUGUGUCUAUUCCUCUUGCUUCAUCCGGACUGUUCAUCUGGGAAAGAAGUGAAGGAGAAAAAGUUGACUAGGAUCGACAUAAUAAAGGCCUACCUACGCCUGGAUACACCUCACCCAGGAAAAGUGGAGCUAGCUCUACAGGCAUAUGAGAAUGAACUCCAAGAGCAAAAGGCUACUGAACAGAAGGAAAACAACUGAAAAUUUCAAAUUAAAAUAAAUUUAGUUAAAAUAUUUCUGUUGGCGUUUCAGUUCAGUAUCGCACAACUGUCCUUGAAGACAAGUCUGCUGCCCUCUCUAGCCUUCACUGGCAACUAGUUGAGGGCAGUAGUAUUCAGGCUUUCCAACUGCAAUUUUUUGUUCAAAAUGAUUUUCAAUCAACUGGUACACUAGUGCACUAAGCUGGAAACCAUUCCUCAAGCCGUGUUUACAUAAAAUCGCUACACUCUAUCACUGACAGCUUUCAGCAAUGCUGAUUGGUCAGUCAAAUAAGGGACAAGCUGACGUUGAUGAUGAAUCAGAGUUUAUUAAAAAUACUACUAAAAGUUGAGGUGUUUUUCUAGUAAAUUAAAUAAAAAAAUUUAAAUAUGAAGUAAUGCAUUGUCUUUUACUAACAUCAUGCCGUCAUCCAUCCCACAAAUUCACGUCAAUUUGUCAUGUUUGAAGUAAUGUUACUGUAUAUAUUAGAUUUAGCUUAAUGUUUACAUCACCUGCAGAACAGUGUCAAAACAGUUCUGGGAAAAAAUAUUUGAACAUUCUAUAGAAGCACUAAAUUGGGUGAAUUUCUCCUCAAAAUUGUGAACUCUUCUGCCCGGAUUUGUAAAGGCGUGGAUCACCAGUUGGCUGUUUUGAUCUUGUGGUUGGCGUUUUAUUGGACAGUAUUAUAGAUUACAUUAUAAAAAAAUAAAUCACCAAAUUUGCCUCCCUGAACACAAAAAAGCUAAUUUUUCGAGUGCGUUCUGCCCCUGGAUGAUCACCAGGGACCAUUAGCACCCACAGGUCCUUACUGCAUCCACCAAACUUUCAAAUGUGAUGUAUCCUAUGCAUACACAGGCUUGUCACAUAAAACUUGAUAACAAAAACAGGAAAUGGUGUUUAAACAACUUUUAUUACAGAAAAAAACAAGGAUAGUUUGUUUCUCAAGGUAAAAAUUUACAUCAGAAAUUUGUCUUCAAAAUAUUUUACAAUCCGGGUUUACAACAGCACAGGAAAACUGUUCCUUCAUCCUAAUUAAUAGAUUACAAAAUAGAGGGUGAAAUAGCACAGAAGGUAAUAGCAUCAAUAGUUUUUUUACAGGGGGUACCCUAAUAUUUAUUUGUGUAUUAAUAUACUGUAUUCCUGACCUAAUAACUCUAAGCUACUGAAGUUUGUUUUUUUUUUCUUUUGUUCAAAUGAUUACUGUACAACUUUGUGAGUAUUGUUUUUUUACAAACAGAUCCAGGGCAAAAAAAAAA